UGAGGUUGAAAUCUUUAAUCUGAGAGAAACUCUAGACUCGAAUAUCGAAAAGAUCCAAACCGAACGUCUUUUUAUCUUUUUAAUUUAUUGAACAAGCCAAAAGGGGGCCAUGGUUCGAUUAACGAUUUAGUGGGAACAGCAGGCCUGACGGCUCUAUUUGUCAUAGGGGUUUUCUUCUCCGACAGGAACAUAGUAAGAUGUGCGGCAGGGCUCGCUGUACUCUGAGACCUGAAGAUGUCCGCAGGGCUUGUCACCGUCAUGGCUCUCCUGCCCAUUUUCUUCAUCUUGAAUGUUAUCGUCCUUCUUACAAUGUUGCGCCUGGAUCUUAUAUGCCGGUUCUACGGAGAGACAAAGAUGGUGUUGCUGUUCACUGUAUGAAGUGGGGAUUAGUCCCUGGCUUCACUAAGAAAACUGAUAAGCCUGAUUUCUUCAAAAUGUUUAAUGCUCGGUCUGAAUCGAUAGCUGAGAAAGCAUCUUUUCGUCGAUUGCUUCCAAAGAAUAGGUGCCUUGUUGCAGUUGAUGGGUUCUAUGAGUGGAAAAAGGAAGGCUCAAAAAAGCAACCCUACUACAUCCAUUUUAAGGAUGAGAGGCCUUUGGUCUUUGCUGCUCUUUUUGAUUCUUGGCAGAACUCAGGAGGUGAGACACUUUACACCUUCACGAUUCUGACAACCGCUUCCUCGUCAGCCUUGGAUUGGCUCCAUGACAGAAUGCCAGUAAUACUGGGAGACAAGGAUUCAGUCGAUACAUGGUUAGAUGAUCCCUCAACGUCGAAACUGCAGCCAUUACUUGCACCUUAUGAAAAAUCGGAUUUGGUAUGGUAUCCAGUAACCUCUGCAAUUGGUAAACUAUCUUUUGAUGGACCAGAGUGUAUUCAACAGAUACCGUUAAAGGCCUCACAAAACAGCUUGAUCUCCAAGUUUUUCUCAGCAAAGCAGCCCAAAACAGAAGAAAGAGACAAAGAAACCAUCCCAGCUGGUCCGAAAGAGGAACCUAUACUUGAAGGGGUCCUAGUCUCGGAUAGCAAUGAUGAAAUCAAACAAGUGGAUGAGGAGAAAGCCGAACCAUUAGUUGGAGAUAGCUCAGCCGUUGCAUCUCCUCCUGAAUCUGUAAAGAAGGAAGGUGAAUCCGUGGAGACUGGUGGGUUAGAGUUAACCGGGAAGUCGAGUGGAAGAAAGCGAGAUUAUGAGUUAUUUUCAGCUCAAGAAAAGCCAUGGAAACAACAACAGUCUGUUGUGGUGAGAAUGCAAGAUGAUAAAAGCUGUGGGAAACACGGAAGGAAGAAGCAAGGAAAAGGAAACUCCAAGGAGAGGCAGUCUACGUUACAUUUCUUUUUCGAUGAGAAAUAGUUUGUUUGUACAUAAAUGAAUCUAUGAUGACGUGUGUGUUGAGAGCUAAUAUGGUUGUAGACUUGUAGUAGAUCAUCAAGGACACUUAUGUAUCGUCGAUGCUUUGUUUAUGUGUUGUGCUCAGAUCUCUAGAUGAAUCUCUAUUAUGUAA
Brassica napus (rape) is the source of this 1497-nucleotide messenger RNA. RefSeq names its product abasic site processing protein YoqW-like. Bases 198 to 1346 code for a protein of 382 amino acids. NCBI's taxonomy places the organism in Eukaryota, Viridiplantae, Streptophyta, Magnoliopsida, Brassicales, Brassicaceae. The record is from RefSeq and is a predicted model, not a curated record. Gene Ontology annotation, molecular function: single-stranded DNA binding. Gene Ontology annotation, biological process: DNA damage response. The transcript is spliced from 8 exons.